This is a messenger RNA of Syngnathoides biaculeatus (alligator pipefish), 5160 nucleotides long. RefSeq names its product divergent protein kinase domain 1Aa (gene dipk1aa). The coding region runs from base 382 to 1668 and encodes 428 amino acids. NCBI's taxonomy places the organism in Eukaryota, Metazoa, Chordata, Actinopteri, Syngnathiformes, Syngnathidae. The record is from RefSeq and is a predicted model, not a curated record. The transcript is spliced from 6 exons.
ACUCAGAUAUGUAUUACUAAAGUAUAUAAGGCAGAGUUGGUAAUAGAUUAUUUUAUUUAGACAGACAGGAAACUACCAAAUGUUUUCUUUUUUUUUAACGCGCCGUACACACUGCGCCUGCGCACUGAGCGGAGCCUGCUGCUGUUUUCGGCAUUCGGGUCCAACUCGCUUUCGCUGGAGAAGCAAGCGGCUGCUGGGAAGACGCUGCAAAUGUGCGGACAGCACAGCCCAGCACAGCCCAGCACACGAUGACCCCAAAACAAACUCGGUGAAACGGGAUCAUGCGCAUUGCCAUACUUGGCGCACGCGUGGCGAGACGCUCGAUCGUGCGUGUCUGAUCUUGACUGAUGUUCUCCAGUUUUGAGAUGAUCUAUUUUUGUGAUGGCGAAGGGGCUGUUUCCACGGGCCUGGGUGAAGAAGUCAUUCUAUUUCCAGGCCCGGAUCUCCUUUGUGAGGGUGAAGUACUUGUUCCUCACCUGGCUGACGGUGCUGGUGGGGAGCUGGGUACUCUACGUGCAAUACUCGGCCUACACAGAGCUGUGCAGAGGACACCAGUGCAAAAACGCCAUUUGUGACAAAUAUCGGAGCGGAAUCAUUGACGGCUCGGCCUGCAGCAGCCUGUGUGAUAAAGACACGUUCUACAUAAGCAGAUGUUUGUCAACACUCCCAAACAAUCAGGUGUACACGGGGAGCUGGGGCGACCACGAGGGGAUCGUUCGCUGCCAUUUGGGGAAAGUCACGCACUACGAGGUGGACGCCGAGCCGGAGCAUCGGAAGGAGAUCCCUCUGUUCGAUACCCCCACCAGAGGCACAUCAGUGGAGAAAUUCCGAGAGAUGGUCUUAAAUCACCUUAAGUCCAAACUCGGAGAUCAGAGCAACCUUGGCGGUCUGGCAAGCGUGAUCCUCUCUGUGGCGGACGGCAACAAAGACGGAAAAGUGUCCCUGGCGGAAGCCCGCUCCACGUGGGCCCUCCUGCAGAUCGAUGAGGUUCUUCUGGGCCUGCUGCUUCAGGAACGCGGUCACACCCCUCGCCUCCUCGGUUACUGCGGCGACCUCUACAUGAUCGAAAGGGUCCCCCACGGGCCCCUGUAUGGUGUGUCUGUACCUUGGCCGCUGGUCUCCUGGGUCCCCGGCGGCUUACAGCGGACCAUGGACCAGUGGUUCGCCCCCUCGUGGCCCCGCAAAGCCAAGAUCUCCAUGGGCCUCCUGGAGCUGGUGGAGGACAUCUUCCACGGCACGUACGGCAGCUUCCUCAUCUGCGACCUGGCGGCGGCCCACUUCGGCUACACGGACGGCCACGAGCUGCGCCUCACCGACGCCCGAGCAGUGGUCCCGGAAAGCCAGUUCCGGCGGGGCAUGCGAGCGCUGCGCUGCCAGACGGACGCCGACUGCGUGUACGGGGCGGACUGUCGGACGUCGUGCGAUACGGUAAAGAAACGCUGCAGGGAGGGGCCCGUUCGGCCCAAUUUGGCCAAAGCGUGCAGUACGCUGAAGGACUACCUCCUGCACGGGGCGCCGUCCACCCUGCGGGAGGAGCUGGAGAGGCAUUUGUACGCCUGCAUGGCCCUCAAGGGCGACGCUGGGCAGCUGAACAUGGAGCACUCGCUGCUCCUCAACAACUUGAAGGCGCUGCUGUGGAGGCAGAUCUCACACACGAAGGACUCGUGACCGGCAAGGAAGGGAAGGAAGGAAGGAAGCGCUAACCAUGCUGUAAAAUAAGAUGUGAAGAAAAGCACAUUUCGUGAAGUUAGGGGUAUUGGGCUUUCGAGUUUAGCUUCAGGCCGGACCUUCAAAUUUUAAAUGAACUGAAGAGGAAAAUUUGAAGAAGAAAAAAAAAUAAUAAGAAUGGGCAAUAUGACUAACUUAUUUUUAGGUUGUUUUUUUUGCAAUUGUAUAGUUCAACAUAUUUGAAUAAUCUUUUCUUCCCUAAUUCGUCUCACAACUUGCUAUUGUCAAAACAGAAAAAUAUUAAAGGUGAUUAAACUUGGGGUGGGCAAUAUGACUUUUUAAUUACAAAAAAAAAUCAAAUUAUUCGAUUAAUCGUGUUUGGGCCUAAUUUCUUUCAGUCGUUUUUGCACAAUUCGCUGUUGAGAAAAAAUUCAUAGCACGGAGGGCUGGGCGAUGGAGCCACCCGCCCCGCUAGCAUUCUUUUGUAAUCAAAUUACUCUUUAAUCGAUUAAUUGUUUCAGCCCUAAUUAGUUUCAAAACUUUUCGUAUAACUUGCUAUUCUUGAAAAACAACCCGACGGUCAAGAUUCUCAACAGGAGUUGGAGCUCUCUCACUUCUGUCCCUUUCUGUGACCCUUCCAAUUUCUCCGUUUUAACCUUUUGAAGAUCCUGUCGAAAGUCUCGACGUUGCAAGAGGAAAGUGGCCACUGAGAUUGAGCUAACAAAUUGGCAUAAACAGAGAUAGAGACUGGAGGAGUCACAGAGAGGAAUACAUCCUUGCAAAUACAUUAUUCCUCUUAAAAGAGAAGCAAGUAGUGCAAAAGCUAUUGAACAGUUCGACAUCAAGGCUCCAAGUUCACCUGAAAAGCUUUUCGUGCAUUUCGGUUCAUUUUGAACUUACAACCUCACAAAGCCCAAUAUCCCAAAAGACAUUAUGGACAUUUGUAUACAAAGAUCAUUCAUACGGUAUAUAUAUAUUUUUGACUUCCUGUAGGUGCGUCCCAAUUCUUUUGGCCAUAUAGUGUAUUUUCAGGGGAUGGAAAUGACUUCUGUCUGAUGAAUAUUUCGAGAACAUAAGACUCUUAAAGCUGGGUAAUCUUGUUUUGGGAAACUUGAGCUGGGACACUCGAAGACUAUACAAUUCUUCUGUUUUUAUUGAUUUUUUUUUUUUGGGGGGGUGGGUUAACAAUAUUAGUGUGGGUUUAUGUAGUAAGAAAUAUGUAAGGUCCCCAUUUAUUGCGAUGACUUUUGCAUGCUUAUUUUUUUAUGAAAACAUAUUCAUUCGAGAUACUAAUUCUAACCCGGUAAAGCACUAGUUAUGAAGGUUCCACUUUUUUCUCCUACAUUGUCAAAACUUUAGUAACACUGGUUCAGAAAAGGUUUUGUUUCGCAUUAGACUCUGAUUCGGUGGUCAGUGGCUCAUUUUGGGGCGUUGCUUCAACCACUGAGCUGAAGAAGCUCAAUCCUGAGCGACACUAGAAGUAAAUCUGCAAAGGUUGAAUUAAGGGAACUGGACUGUUCUAGUUUGUUGACCCUUUCAUCCAAAAGGCUUCUUCAAAUCUAAGUUCGCGGUGUGUGUCUCUUAUGGGUGGUCAAUAAUCGUGUUUGGCCAGUAAAGUGAAAUUCUCACUGCACUGCACUGUGGAAAUGACAAAAAUGAGUUUGCUUCUUGGGAUUUUGUCCUUAGCGUGAAUUAGCUUUAGUCUGAAGAUGUUCGUAAGGUUUGAGAUUUGUAGAAAAUGCGUUUCAUUGAUGAAUCAGAUGAAGAAGCCUUUUGGCACAUAGUGUUCAAAAUGAUGGCAGUGCAAUGUGACUAACCAGAUAAAUCCACAUUCGUUUUUUGUUUUGUUUUUUAUCGCUACAUCAAACAAGGUGCACGACAUUCUCAGAAAACCAACAAGACCCAACAUUCAUCAUAUACAUACUCUUGAUAAGGCUGUGCAAUUUGUAAAAAAAAAAAAAAAAAAAGUCUGCCGUUGACUUGACAAACUCAAAACUUUUUUGUUUCUAGAAUUUACCGAUCCUUUGAAUCACUUUUGAAUCACUAAAGUAUCAUCUGCGUGGCAUGGAAUCAAGCAACUUGUGUCACCUUUCACUGUUAUCCCACUCCAAGAUUUCUUAACGAUAUUUCAUGAUUCAUUUACAUCUCUCGGUUUUGAUUCAGAAACAGCAUUUUUGAUGUCACCCCCACACGUUCUUGAUUGGAUUUAGGUCAGGGGAUUGGGCUCACCACUCCAUGACAUUAACUUUGUCGGUUUGGAACUGAGACUUUGCAUUUUUACGAAUGUGUUUGAGGUCAUUGUCUUGUUGGAACACCCGAUUCAUUGGCAUGUCCUCUUCAGGAUACGACAACAUGACCUCUUCAAGUAUUUCGACAUAUGCAAACCGAUCCAUGAUCGCUGGUUUGCGAUAACCAUGCCCACAUCAUGAUGCUUGCACCACCACGCUUCACUUCCUUCACAGUGUACUGCAGCUGUCACAGUACUUCCAGGUGACUCCAGACUGCCUUUGGUCAUUGGCUGAGCCCUUGGCAUUCCGCGAUCCAUUUUGACUGUUGUCUUCCGUUUUCUGCCGCGCGUCUCUGGUUUUGCUCUUCAUUUUAAGGGAUUAGCGAUCAUUUUAGCUGAACAGCCCAUCAUUUUUUUUCCACCUCUCCAAUCAAACAUUCAAAGUACGCUGUUCUCCCAAACAAUGAGCAAGGAGAAUUUAACAUGGCCUCAUUCUUAAAUAGGGGCCACCUGAGUCACAGCUGAUUUUCACAAAAUUGAUGACCUCACUGAUUGAAUAACAUAUUUUUUGUAAACACACCCCUUUCAGCAAAUUGCCCUUAAGAGUGUGGAUGUCAUGAAUGUUGGAUCUUGUUGGUUUUCUGAGAAUUUACUGGGAACUUGUUUGUAGCUGAAAAUGCGGAUUAAUCUGGUUAGUCACAUUGGACUGCUUUUAUUUUGAACACACCUGUGUGAAACAUAUUCAACAAUUCCAGUUGCAACCUUUGCAGAUGACCAUAACCCGAAUGACUGAGAAUCUACAAAUGUAUGAUACUCAAAAGGCUUAUCCUUGGCCGUGAUGUGUGUGAAGUGUUUGUAUUUCACAUCAUUUUGAAUACUAAUGAUCAAUCACAGAGCUGUAUAGUCAUUUGUGAAUGUUAACCACUAUUUUUCCACUAGAAGAACAUUAUUUUACUGCCUGUUUUGGGUUUCCCUUAUCACAGUGCCAUAAGCAACAUGCUUGAGGUCUUAUGAAUGUCAUGUGUGAAGAUCUUUUUUUCCACAAUCUCGUCGUUGCACUCAAAUGCUGUAUAAAAAAUGCACAAAGUCUACUCGAGCCACAGCUGACAGGAAGUAACUUUCUUAUGUUGUGUAAUGUGUCAGGACCUACAGAAAAAGCUGAAGCGGUGCUCAAAGCUGCUGUAUGGACUAAGUGGUUUUCAUAGAAAAAUACAUGCAUGACUUUGCACAACUGAGAAUAAAGUACACUAUUUUGCUGUCUUUUA